AAUUUUGUAAUGUUCUUAAUGGCUGUAGAUGACGCCAAGUUCAGGUGUGGUUUAAGUGGAAAAUUGUUAUCGUUUCUCAGGUAAAAUAAAAAAUGAUGAAUAACUACCAUACUUCUGUUACUGGAACCAAUGACAUUCGAUACCCUAACUUGGACCUUGGUGGAAAGCUUGUCAUUAAAGCACAACUUGGUGAUGACAUUCGUCGGAUUUUCAUCCAUAAUGAGGAUAUUACUUAUGAUGAACUUAUCCUGAUGAUGCAGAGAGUCUUUAGUGGGAAAUUAUCUAGUAGUGAUGAAGUAACAUUAAAAUAUAAAGAUGAAGAUGGAGACCUUAUCACCAUUUUUGAUAGCUCAGAUUUAUCAUAUGCCAUUCAAUGUAGUAGAAUACUGAAAUUAACAAUUUCAGUGAAUGGACAGCCAACACUUCUUGAAGCUGAAGAGGUCAAGGACAUUCGAAAGGAGUUACAAGCUAUACGUGAUCGAGUCAAUCAACUUCUAGAUAUGUUAGAUCAUAAAAGUGUCAUUUCUACACCAUCCGCAGCUGUCACUUCUUCAGAUGGUGAUAAAAUAGUGAAUGUUGCCAGCUCCAAGGAAUUUGAUCCUCUCACAGUUAGAGGAAGUCCAAUAGAAGAGUCUGUUCAGAGCAAAGUUUCGUCAUCUUUGGACGUGUCAGAAGAGCAUGGUAGAGCAACUACACCUGACAGUGUAUCCAGUCGAAGUUCUUCAACAAGUUACCAUGGACAACAGCAACAAGUUUAUCCUGAUUCUCAGCAAUUUACAACAAAUCCUGAACUUGUUGACAGGCAAGUUCAACAGUCUGGUCUUACUCAACAAUUUAAAGGUCAAAGUCCACCACAAGUCCAACCAGGUAUUUCUCGUCCAUAUGCAGCUUUGCCUCAGCAACAGCUUUAUCAGCCACUUUCUCAACAGUUAGGCAAACCUUUCUAUGUUGUUGGGGGUCAACCUACAGGUUAUGGUGCUCUUCAACAUCCACCACCAGUACGGCCAACAUCACUUGGAUAUCAGCAGCAGCAGCAAUCGACCCCACCUAUUAGCCAAGGAUACACAGCUACUUCAGCAUCAGCUUUGCAAGGAUAUCAUCCUCCAACAUCAUCCUUGGCAUACCAGCUGUCCCAAUCUGGUCAACCUUAUCCUCAGGACUCUAGCUACAAUCCUCCACAACAGCAUCCAGCAGCCAAAGACCCAGCAACUGUCAAUCCUUUUUCUCGAAGUUAUCCUCGUUCCCCAUAUCAACAAGGAUACCAAUAGUUGAUCAUGUUUAUUAGAAUCUUGAUAAAUGUAAUUUAUAAGCACCUAGUUUCCAUACAUCAUUAUAUUAUUAUAAUGGGCAUUCAUUUAUUUGUGAUAUUGGUCGAGUCUGAAAAGGAAAUAUUUUCUUUAAGGAAUUUAUUUUAAACUUUUAGUUUUUAGAUCCUGAUAAGUUAUAAAAGUCUAUACUGAAAUGUCUGUCUUGAAUUAAUUUUUUUUCUUAUGAGUAACUAGUUUACAUGUAAUAAAUUCAAUAGAGAGAUUAGCUAAUGUUAGCCAUGUAUUGAAUCACUUUAAAAAAAAGACAAAAAAUUAAAAAACUCUUUUAAUGUUUGCUAAUACAGAUGUCUUAUUAGUAGGUGUUGUUGUUGUUCCUUGAUGUAUAAUUUAUUUAUAUAUUAUAUUCUUAAAUGCUUGUUUCAGACAGUUUUUUUUUGUAUUAGUGGUUUUUCUUUCUGUAAAGAAAUGUUUAUUUACUCGAUAUUUCUUGCUAGAAAAGUUACUAUGCUAGUCCAGAUUUUAUGAUGAAUGCAUUUUGUGCAGAUACUCAAAAACAUAUUGCUGUGGCAUAAUAAGAAUAAUAAAAUAAUCAUUCUCUUGAUUAAAAAUCUAUGUCUUCUUGUAGAUGAAAACUGGUAACAAGGCAAUUUCUGUUCAAAUAUAUAACUAUAUAUAUUUUUUUGCAUUAAUAAUUUUUAUUUUGAGGAUGUAGAGUUAUAAGCUUAUAUAGCCAUUUCUUGCAUAAUAUUGGGUUAAAAAUUUGACGAAUUGUUAGCCAUUUUCAUAGAAAACAAAUUACAUGGGAUUUCUCAAAAUUAAUUAUCUACACCUUAAGAAGAUUUUGACGUGUAUAAUGCAGUCAUUGUCAAGGUGGAUAAAUUAACUGAACGUUUCACUAUACAGUGAAAAAACAUUCCUAGUAAUAACAUGAGUAGUUAAAUACUAUUGUAAAAAGCUUUAUGUAUGCCAGUAUUAGUUAACUUUGUUAAGACAUUGAAGUGUUGAGCUUAGCUGUAAGGUUAUUGUCUAGGGAGUUCACUUAAAUACCUUUAUUAAAACUGAGCAUAUUCAAGAAAAAAUUAUGUAUACAAAAGUAGGUUACAUUCUCAUGGUCAGUUGUAACAAGAGGGAAUUGAAAGUGGUUGAUACAACUGAACCAAAUCAAACUACAUACAAUCAUAUCCUACAUGAAUGUGUUAAAUACAAGGAGAACAUUUUCACUUUAUCAGAUUAAACUAUAGUAUCAGAAAAGAAACCCAAUAAUUUGAGCACUUUUAGAAAGUAUAUUUCUUUCCUCAGGGGUAAGUGGCAGAUUAAAUUUUGUAAGAAGGAUUUCAUUUCACAAUCAAUCCAGUUGCUAAUCAUUGUGUUGGUCCAGUGUUGAGUUUAUAAUACAGAGAGGACCUUUUGUAAUGUCUAUUGAUAAAGUUGUUUUUAAGUUGCAUGAUGCAAAUUUGAUCAUACAUGAUGUUUCUGUGUAUGAUUUUAAUGUUGCCUAACCAUACCUCAUACAUGUGUUAUUUAUAAGUUGAUGAAGGUUUUUUUUCACAGUAUUUUCUAUAUCUGAAAAGUUUAAAGUAACUUCUUUCUCUCAUUCUUAGUCAAAUAUUUCUCUAUUUGUCAUUAAAUUUUAAAUUGGUAAUGUGUGAAAUGAAACCAUUCCUAUAUCUGGGUGUAGGAAAAAAGUGUGAAGACUGUUUGAAUAUAUCAGUCAGAAGCUUAAGAAAAUUGUGAAGAAAUCUUGUGCAUCAUUUAUUAUUAUCAUAUAAUAACCCACCUUAUGAGACUCAAAGUAUUUAAUUGCUGUGUUCAAGAUUGCAUUAUAACCUGUAAUUACAUAUUUCAGUUGAACAAGCACUACCUAUGCUGAAAGCUUAAGCUAUGACCACAAUUAUGUGUUUGGAUGUGAUCUCUGAUUUUAGUAUGUAAUUUUGAAAGAUUCAAACUAUUACCCAUAAUUCCCAUUUGGGUAAAAUAAAAAUAGUUUGACAAGUAGUCUUUGUAGAGUUUCGGCUAGUUUCUUUAUUGAAUAUUUUGCACACUGACCCAAACUUUCUCAUUCUGAUUAAAUGUUUCAUUUUAAAGAGUAUCAACCAGUUAGUUUUAUUUUCUGGUUCAUAAUUACAAAAUUUGUUAUCUGUAUUGAAAAGUCAAAUUAUGACCCACAUUUUGAUGAAGUAUUUCAAUUUAACAAGUGGUUCUGUUUUGAAGGAUUGUUAAAAGGAUUUGACAUCUUUAUAUAGUGUAAAAAAGUAGUUUCAAUCAAUGAUUUUGAUGUAUUAUUAUACGAAACAUGACAUCUCUUUCUAUUUUGAACUUUCAAUGGUACAUGCACCUAUUGCAUCUUUUGUUUGAGAAACAGCUGACUGCCUUUUUCAUUAUCUGUUUGGAGAAAGUGAUAUUAGCAUAUUAAUUCUUAAGUAUACAGUUAUAAUUAAAGAAAUGUUUAAAAACUG
Limulus polyphemus (Atlantic horseshoe crab) is the source of this 3724-nucleotide messenger RNA. Its product is annotated as protein TFG-like. Lineage: Eukaryota; Metazoa; Arthropoda; Merostomata; Xiphosura; Limulidae. Bases 93 to 1268 code for a protein of 391 amino acids. Gene Ontology annotation, cellular component: endoplasmic reticulum exit site. The transcript has 8 exons. Gene Ontology annotation, molecular function: identical protein binding. Gene Ontology annotation, biological process: endoplasmic reticulum to Golgi vesicle-mediated transport; COPII vesicle coat assembly. The record is from RefSeq and is a predicted model, not a curated record.